Messenger RNA from Guillardia theta CCMP2712, 4095 nucleotides. RefSeq lists its product as hypothetical. Gene Ontology annotation, cellular component: membrane. Gene Ontology annotation, biological process: transmembrane transport. Bases 1 to 4095 code for a protein of 1364 amino acids. Lineage: Eukaryota; Cryptophyceae; Pyrenomonadales; Geminigeraceae. The record is from RefSeq and is a predicted model, not a curated record. The transcript is spliced from 36 exons. Gene Ontology annotation, molecular function: ABC-type transporter activity; ATP hydrolysis activity; ATP binding.
AUGUCUGAACUGCACGAUGGCCCCGCAUACAAAUGGGAUCCCCUGUUCUCGGAAGCGUACGCAUUUCUCAAGCAAGGGAAAUCUCCAGGAGCAAACAUGGAGGAGCUCGCAAACAAGACAGACACCUCCUUCUCCUUCAGUGUGAAGAGCCUCCAGUCGCGGCUGUUUGACAUCGACGCGUCCUUAAAGGUGUGGAGCGCAGCGGAUGUUCUCGAGAAGCAUUUGAAGCGCAACGUGCAAGGGUUCACAAUGAGGAGAAUCUUGCGUCAGAUCCUAUGGAAGGACAUCCUGGUUUCGGUCGUCCUGUAUGCUAUGCACACCAUUUUUAGCAUCGGGAUGCCAGUCGUCGCCUACUUCCUCCUCAAGUGGAUGGAGCAGGAAGAUCCGCCACAGUGGCAGGGGUUCCUCCUUGCAGCUCUGCUGGGGCUGUGCAACGUGUCGAGCUCGUUGGCGAAGGAGUACUUCGUGGAUCGCUGCAACGUGAUGGGAUUGUGGACGGUAGCAGCUCUCAGUGGUGUGACGUACCGCAAGUGCCUCCGUCUGCCGCUGACGGACGCGUUCUCGGGGUAUGUCGGCAAGAUCGCAGAGCUGUGCAGCAGCAGCUCUGACAUGAUCCUCUCCUACUGGAGCGCUGUUCUGACCCUGUGCUUGCAACCGGUCGAGAUCCUCUCACUGGUCGCAACCCUCUACAUCUUCGUGGAGUGGGCGUCGGUGGGGGGGAUAGCGGUGGUGGUGCUGUCGAUCUUCUUUUCCUCGCUCGCCAGCAAGAAAUUAGAGAAAGUUUCGGUCAUGCGCGCUAAUGCUGCUGAGGAGCAUUCGCAGUUGGUGAACGAGUGUGUAAGCGCAAUGAAAGCGAUCAAGUUUAACGCAUGGGAGUCGAGGUGGAUUGCUCUGGUGAUCUUGCAGGAGAGAGAGAAGGGCGGUGAGAGUGACUUCGGACGUGACCAGGUCAACGUGUCGUCGAAUCCUGCUGUCGAUGUCAUAUCCCUCGCUAUCGUCGCUCUCUACACGGCAGCGGCGGGUAACCCGCUCACUCCCGCUGUCCUCGCGGCCUACUGGAUUUUCCACUUCCCUGAGAGUGUCCGGACUUGGGCGCAGGGAUCAGCAGCUUUGAUGAGGUUCGAGACUUUCUUUGAUAUCGAAGAGUUUGCUACUAGCAAGGACGGACGAGGGUCAAAUGAGCAAAGGAAGAACAAGCAGGAGGAGGAGGAGGAGGAGGAGGAGGAGGAGGAUGUCGAAGAUUUUCUGCGGGAAGGCAUCUGGAUGGAGGAUGUGGACCUUGCAUGGGAUGUGAAUCCUGAGCGAGAGGACGAGGAUGGAACAACGAGCAGACAAGCAGCGCGCGAGGUAACGACGACAGCAAGACAGGAUCCCACUUCGCCUUCCUCUCAGUUAAGGGGGGGCAAAGAGACCAACUCUCCUCCCCUCCCUCCCCUCCUUGAGGGGAUGACAGUCAGGAUUGACUCAGGGAGUCUGGUGGGGAUCGAGGGGAAAGUAGGAAGCGGCAAGACCAGCCUCCUGCUCGCGUUGAUGGGAGAGAUCUCUCCCGCUCGGGGGACGAUGAGGAGCCUGCGACGUCUUCCUGUUGCCGUUGCCUGGGUCCCGCAGAACCCCUGGAUCUUCAACGCAAGCCUGCGGGAAAACAUCCUGCUGGGGAGGAGGUGGGAGGAAGAGAGGUACCGGCAGGUGUGCGAGGCUUGCGCGCUGAGCGAGGAUCUGGUCCUGUUGCCCAAGGGAGAUCUGACCAGGAUAGGAGAGAGAGGGGUAAAUCUCUCUGGGGGACAGAAGCAACGUCUCAGCCUGGCAAGAGCAGCCUAUGGCAAUUCACCCUUUGUUCUUCUUGACGACCCCCUAGCGGCGCUGGACAUGAAAGUAAGGCUGCAUGUCUGGAAGCAUUGCAUCUGUGGCAUCAUGAAGGAUUCAACAAGGCUGAUAGUGUCUCAUGAUGAGUUUGUUCUCAAAGAUUGCCACAAGCUCCUUCACCUCGAGCAAGGCAGGCUGACGGUGUCUGGCGAUUACUACAGUCUGCACAAACAGAACUCUGUUGGUGCGAUGGAGAAGUCAGCGGGGGAGGACAAGGAAUUUGAUGCCAUAGAGAUGAAUAUCAUAGAUCCCUGCGUCGAGGAGACGUUUGAUGAUGAUGAGGAUGUGCCAGAAGGGAUCUUGACAUUCAUCAAGAACUUUGCUCGAGGUGUUGGCGGGUAUUGGUAUGCUUUCCUCGCUGUCUCCAUCAUCGCCUUUGAAGGAGGGAUGGUCGAGCUCGGUGUCUACAUUCUUGCUGGAUGGGCGGACGAAGGUCUGAAGAAUCCAGAGAAGUCGACGAGUCAGAUAGGUUAUUAUCUUCCUUUCUACGCCGCUUGCGUCAUUGCCGAGUUGUUUGCCUGUGCGGUUCGCAAUUUCGUUUACAUCUACGGAACCUCCCGGGCAGUAGCCCACCAGCAUCGAGAGCUGGUGGAGAGCGUUCUUGGCAGCCCCGUCGCGCACCUCGAUCAGAUCGAAAGCGGGAAGGUUGUGAAUUUGUUCGCUCAAUCCCUCGCUCAACUGGAUCUUUCCGUCCUGAUGGCAUCUGAUUUCUUUCUCUACGGCUUCUGCUAUGGCAUUGCCAUUGCUGUUCUGUGUUGUUUCUACGUAUACUGGUUGGUAGUAGUCGCACUCAUCACGCUCUUCCUCAUCAACAAUGUCUCCAACACGUUCAAAUCCUGCAAGGGGUUGAAAACCUUGCACGAGAAGAUCCGUCCGUCUAUCCUCGCUCACUUCUCAACAACUCUAGAGGGACUCCCUUCCAUCAGGGCCUACCGACAUCAGAAGAUCAUGCUGAAAGAGUUUGAAAAACGAUUCGAUGCUCAUACCCAGAUCGCGCUGAUGUCUUGCAAGACAGAUUCUUGGUUGAUGGUGAUGACAAUGCUUCUUUCUGUCUUGUUCUACACUGUCACUGCCGUCGGGAUUGUGCUCCACACCGCCAAACAUGGACUUGCGUCCAACGCGUUUGCUGUCUCACCUGCAAACUCUGGUGACUGCUUUUGUGAUCAUGAUGGAAAUGAUGGAGAUGAUGGAGAUGAUGAUGAUGAUGAUGAUGAUGAUGAUGAUGAUGAUGAUGAUGAUGAUGAUGAUGAUGAAGGCGAUGAAGGUGAUGAUGAUGAUAAAGACGACGAUGACGACGACGACGACGACGACGAUGACGAUGUUGUUGUUUUUGUUUUGUUGUCGAUGAUCAUAGUUGACCUUGCUAGAGUCCGAGAAAGUUUGUUGAGGUACUGCCGGAAGACACCAAGAGAAAAUCUUGGUCGGACGGAUUUUGAGGAUCAGCUUGACCCUGAAUGGCCCAGGAGCGGUGCUGUUGAAUUUCGACAAGUCGUCAUGAGAUAUCCAUCGCAAAGUUCUCCAGCAAUCAACGGACUUUCCCUGUUCGUUGCAGCGGGGGAGAAGAUGGGGAUUGUUGGGAGAACAGGAGCAGGGAAAUCUUCUGUCGUCACAGCGCUGCUCCGUCUGGUGGACUGCGAGCAAGGAAGCAUAACGAUCGACAAUGUUGACAUCGGCAAGUUGGGGCUGACGACAUUGAGGUCUUCCAUCUCGAUCGUCAGUCAAGACCCGAUUAUCUUCUCCGGCUCACUCAGAAAGAACCUUGACCCCCACAACGAGCAUGAUUCUGACAGUCACCUUUGGAACAUCUUACAGUUGACAGGGCUAAAGGAGAAAGUUGAAAGUCUGGGAGGGCUCGAAGCAGAGGUCGCCGACCUGGGAGAAAACUUGUCGCACGGGCAGCGACAGCUGAUCUGCAUAGCUCGAGCACUUCUGAGAGACCGGAAGAUCCUGGUGCUAGACGAAGCUACAUCUUCUCUCGACCUGGAGUCUGAGAUGAGAGUCAUCAAGGAGAUUGCCAAGUCUGCGUCACAAGCGACCGUUAUCCAGGUGGCCCACAGGUUGCAAGCGUUGGUUGGAAGCAGCAAGGUCUUGGUUAUGGACAAAGGGCGAGCCAUCGAGUACGGGACUCCACGAGAGCUGCUCGGGGAUACAAACACGGUCUUCGCAGAGAUGGUCAACUCGCUCGACAGCGAGGCGAGUGAGCUGCUUCGCAGGAAGCUUUGCCUUGAAUGA